Messenger RNA from Spirometra erinaceieuropaei, 507 nucleotides. NCBI's taxonomy places the organism in Eukaryota, Metazoa, Platyhelminthes, Cestoda, Diphyllobothriidea, Diphyllobothriidae. The record is from the annotation of a GenBank genome assembly.
AUGAUCAUGUAUCAACAGCCAUUGACCGCUGAAUACAGUGUCCCUCACAUCCGCGCCAACAGCACUGAACUAAAGGCCGUGGAUAACUUCAACUAUUCAGGCAGCACAAUGUCUCGCUGUAUCAGAAUCGACGGCGAAGUGGCUCGCCUGAUCUCCAAAGCCAGCCAAGCCUUCGGCUGGCUGCAGAACUCCGUGUUGAAUCGCCACGGCCUCCAACUGAAUACCAAACCGAAGAUGUACAAGGCUGUCGUCCUGGCGACACCUCUCUACGGAGCAGAGACCUGGACCGUCUACUCCAACCAUGCCAAGAAGCUCAACCACUUCCAUCUCAGCUGCCUUCACAGAAUACUAAAGCUGAAAUGGCAAGACAGGAUGCCAGACACGGAAGUUCUAGAACGGACCGGAAUCCUCAGCAUCUACGCCACGCUGAGACAGCUGAAGCUAUGCUGCAGCGGCAAUUUCGUGCGGGUGGAAGAUACACGUCUACCGAAACAACUCUUAUGGUGA